Messenger RNA from Prorocentrum cordatum, 5180 nucleotides. The record is from the annotation of a GenBank genome assembly. Lineage: Eukaryota; Dinophyceae; Prorocentrales; Prorocentraceae.
GUGCGCAGAAGAAAAAGCAGGAUGCUGAAGACGAGGAGAAGCGGCUGGAGGAGGAGAUGCGCGAGAAGGAGCUUUAUGACGAUCACUACCAGCAGCUGGAGGACAUGCGACCCGUCGCCGUCGAUAAAGUCAAUAACGUGGAGGACAUGCUAGAGAAGGUCGAAAUAGCCGCCGCGCCGUUGCAGAUAGAAUUUGCCGACUCGGCAGACGACAUGAGGGCCACCAUGCUCGAGGCCAUCCGGGAGACAGAGCAGAUGGUACGGUCAGCGGACAGGAGCAUCGGGGAGGCUCGCCGACACAUCUCGUCCAAGAUCUCGGUUGCGAGCACCUUCGUGAACAGCGUCAAGAAGCAAGCAGUGGCAGAGUUCACCGAGCUUCAGAAAAAGCUGAAUGAUGCCAACAGCGCCUUGGCCAAGUACAAGACGGUCCGCCAAGACUACGAGCAGAGAGUGCAGGCCAAGAAGCUGGAAGAGGAGAUGAGCAACAGGCUGACGGCUGCGGAGAUCGAGGUUGAGAAGGCGGCGAUGAUGACGGCAUCGCUCGGACCGGACAGCGCGGAUGGUAUCAGAGAGACCGAGGCGGCACUUAGCGCCGCCCAGUCGGGCUUGGCGCAGACCACUCGCCUCAUCGACUCCAAGCUGCGAAGCGUGGAGACCAACCCGGGCCCCAUCAAGGGCAAGCUCGAGCCGCUCAGGGAGAGGUGCCGGGAGGCGCAGCAGAAGCUCGACGAGGUCCGCAGGGCCGUGAAGGAGAGCCAGAUGCGCGUGGCGGCGGACAGCCUGCUGAGGGAGGUGUCCGAGAGGGUGGCCGCGGCGGAGGAGGAGCUCCAGCACAUGGCGGAGGCGGAGUUGCCCUUCCUUCGGAGCGAGCAGGGCUUGAACAUGGGCGAGCUGAUCUCGUCCGCGGACGUGGUCGCGGCGAAGGUCCACACCGCCCUCGCUGAGGCGCAGGCCUUUGUCGCGCGGAAGUUGGCGGAGGUCGCGCGCUUCGCGGAGGGGCCCGGAAGGACAGUCAAGGAGGAGGUCGACAUGUUGCAGAAGCGGCUCGAGGAGGGGCGCGAGCGCCUCACGCAGUUCAAGUCCUCCCUGGCGGACCGCAAGCGGACCCACCUGCUCGAGGAGGUGGAGGCGAAGAUUGCAGCUUCGGAGGCCGACGUGGCCAAGCUGAAGGAGGUCGCCAAGGGGCUUGCCGCCGUGGGCGGCAUCGGCGAGCCGCUGAGCGACACCCUCACCGAGGCGCUGGAGCAGGCGAGGUCUGCCGAACGGGUGGCCCAGGCGAGCCACGUGGCCUGCCGGAAGAGCUUGCUGGGCGCUACCGCGGAGCUGAAGAAGCUCGCGUUGUCGGGCUCGGUGUCGGGGUCGGGGUCAGAGCUCGGCAAGCUGCAGAAUCGCGUCAACUCUGUCCAGCAGGAGCUCACGAAGCUCAAGAGUGGGGCCAAGGAGGCGGAGGAGCGUGUCCAUGUGAAGCAGGGCCUCGCGGAGGUCAUGACGAGGCUGCAGAUAACGGAGGCGGAGGUGGACAAGCUCUGCUCCACGGCCGCUUCUGACGAUCAGCCCUCGCCUGAUGCCGUCGAGCGCAUUGAGAAGGCAACCGUUUCCGCGAACACCAAGGUCACCACAACAGCGAAGCUUGUGGACGUGAAGCUCAAGAGUGCACAGGGAGUCUUGAAAGCCGAGUUGCAGGCCAUGCGGUCCCGGAUCACGAAGGCGGAGACUAAGUUGGGUGAAUUGAUGGCCGCUUCGAAGGUGCAGAAGGAGAAAUCGUUGGCGUCCGACCUCUUGGCGCAGGCCGUCGAGAAGGUUGAUAACGUGAGGUCCGAGGUCCAGAAGACUGCAGAUGCCGAGCUGCCCUUCCUGAAGGGCAUCGAGACCAUGUCGCCCAGCGAGGCUCUCGUGGCCAUCGGCAUGUGCGAGGCCUCGGCGUCCUCCGCCCAAAAGUCGAUCGCGGACACCCGCAAGUUCAUCGUGGAGAAGCUCGCCGAGGUCAAACAGUUCUCCGAGGGCCCCUCCGAGACCUGCACGAAGCAGCUGCUGGCGCUCCAGAAGAGGCUCGACGGAGACGCCGCCAAGCUGGCCGAGUCGAAGAAGGACACGGCGGAGAGGAAGCGGAAGUCCCAGAUGCAGGCUUCCAACGAGAAGAUCUCCGGCGUGGAGCUCGCGGUCCAGAAGUUGCAGUCGGCGAUGACCAAGUUCGCAGAAAGCAAGGCGGCCGACAUCUCCAAGGAUGAGGCUGUAUCGGCCAUGGGCAAUGUCAGUGCCGCCGCGCAAGAAGCUCAGGCGGCUGUCACCGAUGCCAAGAUGUUUUUGGCUCAGAGGGUGCAGGAGGCGAAGAGCUUCAGCGAGUCCCUGCGGAAGGCCAUGGUGGUCGACCUGGGUAAGCUGCAGCAGAGGCUGACGCACUGCCAGGUCGAGCUCGCGAUGCUCUCGAAGCAGUGCACGGAGUGGGAGCAGGGGUUCGUGGCCCGGGAGUUGGUGCGCGAUGCCGAGACUGGCCUGGAGCAGCUGCAGCUCCGAGCGCAGGACGCUGCCAAGCUGGUGGCGCCGCUGCUCCAGGACGACACGUCCGCCCUCGUCAGGGCUGCGCACGUCCAGACCCUGGCGGGCUGCCUGCGGGGCUUCAUGCAGAAGUCCGGCGAGAGCGCCGCCGACAUCUUUUCGAGGAUCACCCGUGGUGCGAGCGCCACCGCCGCCGACUUCAAGAAGUUCGUGGAGGGACUUCCCGAGCUCUGCGGAGGGGAUGAGGGUAGCUUCACCGAGGAUCAGGCGGGCUCGAUGUUCUCCCACAUCGUGGGCGAGAAGGGCAAUAUGUACGCGGCGGACCUGCAGCCGCUGCUGCGGGACCGCUCCAUCUGCAUGGCCGGUGUGCCGCUCGUCGACGCGGCGGAGGACGGCCAAGAGGUUGGGCAGAUCGAGGUCGGAGAGGGGGUGGACAUCAUGGAGCAGAAGAAGGACAAAGACGGCAGCACUUGGGCUCGGUGCACCCUGCUGCGGGACGCCUCCGUCGCUUGGGUAUUGCACACGAGCAGCGACGGCAGCUCCAACUUUCAGGAGUCGUCGUCUGUAGGGCAGAUGCAGAGCAUGAGCGCUGUGGUGAAAGCGAUGCAUCAAACAUGCGGGGAGAUGUGUCAGGCUGCCGAUCGAAAGAUCAUCGAGCUCGUAGGCUACAAGCAGGGCCCACUUGUGGAAGUGAAGGGGAAGCUCCAAGAAGUCCGCACCAAGCUUGGCCAGGAGCAGUCGAAGGCUACUCAACUCAAGAAGCAGGUAAGCGAUGCGAUUUCAAAAGUGGAGUCGGCAGCCAAGAAGGAGUUGCAGAGCGUGCUGGAAGGGAAGUGGAAGGCAAUGGGCGAGUGGUCCGUCAGGGAGGGGACCGGGGCCGUUGAGGCCGCGGAGGCGGAGGCCGCCACGUUCGUCGAGAAGGCGAAGGCAAUUGGCACGAACCUGAGUGUCUCCCAGGUGGAUGGCAUCAUGAAGGAGAAGGAGGCGGUCGUGAAGACCCUGGAGGCCGCAAAGGCGAUCGUGGCCAGGUCUCUCAAGGCCCGCGAGUCGCACAAGCCUGCCCAGAAGGCUGCCCUGCUGGAGGCCCACCUCUCGCUCCAGAAGCUCAAGCACAGGGCCGAGUCCGCGGAGAGCAAGUGCGCGGCCGCCGUCCAGACGCUCACGGAGUCUCGCGCCAAGAUGGUGAAGGCGGCGAGAGCGAAGGUGCGCGCAGCGAUCCGAGGCGAGGUCGAGCGCACGGGCAAGGACUUCUCUGAGCUGUUCGACGGCCUCUCGCGGGGCACUGGCGAGGUUGGCGCCAGCGAGUUCGAGUCCUUCAUCGGCGCCCUCCCUGGGCACGAGCUCGGUGGCGAGCUGGUGUCCCUGGUCUACAGGCAGAUCGCGCCCCACGGCCUGCGAAAGAUCGGUUUCCUCAGGGCUAUGCAGGAGUUCGGCAUCUGCUUGGUCAGCACGCCGAUCGCGGAUUCGUGCGCCAUGGCAGCUGGCACCGUCCUGCGGAAGCUCGAGAAGGGCGAGAUCUUCGAGCUGCUGGAGGGGCCCACUGAGGACUCGGAGUCCAAGGCGCAGCGCAUCCGCAUCCGCGCCAUCAAGGAUGCAGUGAUUGGUUGGGCAACCCUGAAGGACCCAGGGGACGGCGAGGGGAAGGCCUUGCUGAAGCACAGGGAAAAGCCUUUCAUGUGGGCUACCCGGGAAUCGCCGCUGCAGUCCGACGACAAGUCCGAGAUCGUCAGAACUAUCCGCGCGGACGAGGUCCUGGAGCUCCUCGAGGGCCCACAGCAAGAGAAGGUGCCGCCGGAGCUGCUCCUCCACGUCAAGGCGAGCAGCGACGGGGCGACCGGCUGGUUGACCCUGCGCGACGCCACUGGUAGACAAGCCGCCUCGCCGGCUCAGGGGUUCUACGUGUGCAAGUCGACCAUAGCCAUGACGAGCACCCUCGAGCUGAAGAAUACCAAGGCCGUCCGGAAGGUAGCGGUCGGCGAGGUUCUCGAGCUCGUCGACGGGGGCGGGAAGGACGCCGGAGCUGGCGAUCUGAGUCGUCUGAGAUUCCGCGCUGUGAGCGACGGCACCGAGGGUUGGGUGACCCUGGUGGGCAAGCAGGGGACGGUGUUCGUCGAGAAGAGCACCAAGCACUACACGGUCGACGGAGGCGCUCCUCUCCACGAGGAUUGGGCGUCGGGCUCCCCCGUGGUGCGGAGGCUGUCGGCGGGAGAGGCCAUCGAGGCCUUGGAGCCGCCCAAGGAGGUCAUGCAGGACGCCAAGAGCGUGCUCCGCGCCCGCGCCAUCGAGGACGGCAAGUCCGGCUGGAUCUGCGUGGCGGGGCAGCUGCGGCCGUGGAGCCUGAAGUGCGUGUGCCAGCAGGCCGUGUCCUUCACCGACGGCCUGGCCGACCCGGAGCCGCACGGCGGCCGCGCGGCCGAGCCAGGGCAGAAGUUGGACGUCGUCGAGGGCCCUGCCGUGGACGCGCCCUCCGGCCGCCGACGAAUACGGUGCGCCAGUGCCGCGGACGGAGUGCUCGGGUGGGCGACGCUGCGCGGCCCGGACGGCAAGCCGUGCUUCGAGCCGGCGUAGCCAUGGGGACCAACGGUCGGUCCCUGCUCAAACCUGGCCGCCCGUCGGCCCGGUUUUGCUAUCUCCGAUGUUGGGCUCGGCCAGCAGGCGGUGAGGCGGCCAUCGUCGAAAAGGCGC